Molecule: messenger RNA, 3426 nt
Organism: Anopheles moucheti
Lineage: Eukaryota; Metazoa; Arthropoda; Insecta; Diptera; Culicidae
Gene: Set8
Product: histone-lysine N-methyltransferase PR-Set7
Exons: 5
Coding region: 479-2206 (575 amino acids)
Molecular function (GO): histone H4K20 methyltransferase activity; protein binding
Source: RefSeq, a predicted model, not a curated record
AAGACCUAUUCUUGAUUGUAUCAAAAUUUGCAAAUUAGGCUUUAUUAAAUGUACUUCUUAUUAAAUGGUCAAUAUUUGUGUUCGUAAUAUAUGAGCCAAAGAUACUUUGGAUCGAUAUUCGAUUCGUAUUACUUAACUCAGUGUGAAAAUAGUGUUGAUUAGAUGAAAAUGAGCUGCACGGAAAAUCGUAAUAAUUGAGGCUAAAAAGAAAAGAAAGAAGAAAAGAUGCCAUUCCAACUAUACGACGCUUAAUCUUGCAGUCAAAUCUGGACAACUUUAAAUUUUAAUUUGGUGCGGUUGAAUUGUGUUUCCAAAACGUUUGCUACCACUUAAACCCGACGGUAUUAAGCAACAAUAAUCUGUGUGCCUCAAUGUGACCACCAUUUAUCACAUUAAACCAAUAUCAACAGCACGGAUAGAGUGUUCCAGCGUGCUAAAUCGAACAAAGGGCAUACGCUCACCCCAAGAACAUUAGAAAAUGCUUAAAGGUCGACGGACACGAAAUGCUGAAAAGAUUUCUGCCAAACCUUUUCACGAUGAUACAGCCAGUCCGAAGCGUAAGGAUAUUAAAUACGCCUCUAAAGACAAUAAUGACAACGUUGAAGCGGUUCAACAGCUAAAUCGCAUUACUUCUAAAUUGCAUAGUGUGGAACCGAUGAAACUUCGUGGAGGCCGUGUUAAAACAUCGGACAUAUCACAAUAUUUGGAGAGAAAAACCAAUCUUAAAAUUAAAGAUGUCAUAAACUCUAUUGAUCCAACACAAACUGACCAUCAAAGCAUCGAUAUUACAAACGAAAAUGCUGAUGACUCUUCCGAGGUGCAAUUGUUGGAAAUGCCUGCUUCAGAAACAAGAGAUGAAGUAGUUGAAUCAAGAAAAUCAAUUAACAAUAACAUAUUUCUACAGGAACCAGUGUUAAGCCUAAAUUUCGCAAAAAUAUCGAACGCACAAAGUCAAAGUUUUAAAAUGAUGCACAAUUCUUUUCUAACAAACUCAGAAAUAAAAAUUGAACCCUUCUCAUCGUCAAUGCAACCAAAGAUUAACUCUUUCUGGAAAGUAAACAGUAUGAAGAGCUCGGAAGAUCAGAAAAAGGCAUCAAUUGUAAAUGUUGAACAGCAUGUACUAGAUCUCUCUAAACCAACACAAGUAACUCAGAUCGAUUCUACAACCACUGCGGAGAACUUACUGCACGAUGAAGAUAACUCUUGCGAUAGUGGUGACAGUGGAGUUGUUAUCCUAUCAGGAUCGGACGGAUCUGUUGUAACGUUGUCGCACAUAAAUGACCAUACUGAUUCGACGAUGAACAGCGACCAAAUAAAAUCUUCUGAGAAGCGAAAAAAGCCAGCCACUCCUCACAGAAUUCUGUGUCCCUCGCCUGCUAAAAAUGCAAUAAUCUAUUUGCAAAGUCCACCAGGUCUGUUAAAUGUUGCUUCUUCAGAAAACGGUCGUAGCAAAAAACGAACCGCUACCAAUAAAUCUCGAAAAAGGCUAAUUGUUAAAGAUGAUGCAAUUUCGAAAGGUGUAGCAGCAAAAUCGGGUACAGAAUUAAAACCCCAGAAACAAGAUGAUUCUGAAUGCGAAAUGUGUAUUUCAAUCAGACCAGAGGAAAAAAAUAAGAUACAAGUGCAAAACCAGCAACUUUUUGUUGGACACGCUAAUCCUAAACCGGCCACUGGUUGCAGUAAAAAAAUUACGGAAUUCUACCCCAUAAGACGAAGUGUGCGGAAGACAAAAAAGGAAGUUCAAGUUGAGCGGGAUCGUGAUAUCGAAAAAGCCAUUAGAGAAGGACGCGAAGAAGGGCUGAAGAUCGAGCAGUUCGAAGGUAAGGGCCGUGGAAUUGUAACAACACGCCCUUUCUCCAAGGGUGAAUUUGUUGUAGAAUAUAUUGGCGACCUUAUAAGUGUUUCCGAAGCAAAACAACGAGAGCAAAUAUAUGCAAAAGAUGAUAAUACUGGUUGCUACAUGUACUACUUCAGGCACAAGAGUCUACAACAUUGUAUUGAUGCAACAGCCGAGAGUGGAAAACUGGGACGCUUAGUUAACCAUUCCCGAAAUGGUAAUCUGGUUACCAAAACUGUUCCUAUCAAUAAUCGGCCACAUCUUGUUCUUAUUGCCAAAGAGGAUAUUGGAAAAGGCGUUGAAGUGACAUACGAUUAUGGAGACAGAUCAAAAGAAGCUUUGCAACAUUAUCCGUGGUUGGCAUUAUAAUUAUGCAUAGACUCAAAAUCCUACGAUUGACUUAUUGAGCUUAGUUAUAAUUUUUUUUCGCAAGGUUCUUGUUCUUAUUGUUUUGUAAUAUCUGUGUCUUGAGAAUAGUUUAUGUAUGUAAUGUAAUUCGAAUUUGUGUAUACGCCAUUCUCAGUUAAUGCAAACAAAAAAUUGGAAUGCUAAAGCUUAGGGAAUAAACGACAAAUUCGUGAAUCACUAAUAAUCAUGUUUUAGUUCUUGUAAGACACUGUAAUGUACGACAAGUUAUCCUUGAUUCUAGAAGGAAUAAAGUGGUAAAAGAUUACCUCAAUCUUCGCUAUAUAGACAGCUUAUAGAAUAGAAAAAAACAAUCAAUAUCAAACAAAACAUUUGGUUUACGUUUGUUUCACAAUAUAGUUUUUUAUUCAUAUUUAUUCCGUGAACUAAAUGAGAAUUGUGUUGUGCAAGAUAUCUUGAUUCAUUUUGACAUUAAGUAUAACUAGAAAAAUUCACUAGCAAAGAUAAGGGUUUUCUUUCUGCAAAUCACAAGUCUUAUGUUAAUCCAUGCUCUAUAAACAUUACUUUAAGCCCAAUUAAUGAUGAAUUCAAAAUUAAUGAUUCAUGAACACUUACAUACUAUACAAUUAUGUACAACCUGGAUUUAAAGCAUAAUAGAUUUAAAGUUUAAAAAUAGGUAGUACAUUAGUAAAUUACAUUAAUCCCUUCGUGUGGUUCGUAUUAUUUUUUUUAAUUGCCUAGUAGCGACAUGUAAACAGCAUAUUUGUCUUCUGAUUCAAACAGUGCACUCAUAUUGCGUUAGUUUCAUUUUAAUAUAUUUUAAAUCAUAUUUGUUUAUCACUUUGCAGAAAACAAUAUUUGAAAAACGAUAGGCACAUGAGCCAUUAUGGAUUAAAUUUGAUCGGAUCACAUAAGCAGGAUGUAAAAUAUCACUGCAGACAAUAUAAAUGUCUACGAAGAAGGCCAAAUCACGCCUAGAUCGAUAAAAGGCGUCAAUGCAUUAGGAAAAGCAGAAGCAAGCGGUACAAAAAACUAAUUUAGUUAUUUGAUACACAAGGAUAUAAGUUUCACUAUUAUACGUUUAUGUAAGUUAAUUUUUUGUUAGCAAACUGAUUAGUUUGUAUUUGCCGUUGUGUGAAUAAAAUAAUCACAUAACAUAAAAUAACAAAAUAUAAAUAGAAUUUGAAGUAUAUUCGAAUAUAAAAUUGUUUACAUUACUUAAA